AGGUAGCUGAUGGAGAUGAUGAGGGCGCAGAGGGCGCAGGGUCCGGCGACGGUCCUGGCUAUCGGCACGGCGACGCCGGAUAACUGCGUGCACCAGUCUGACUACGCGGAUUACUACUUCCGAGUGACUAAGAGCGAGCACCUCGUUGACUUGAAGCACAAGUUCAAGCGGAUAUGUGACAGGUCGAUGAUCCGGAAAAGGUACAUGCACCUGACAGAAGAGAUGAUCCAACAGAACCCAAGCAUCGCCGAGUUCAUGGCGCCAUCGUUGGUGGCGCGCCGGGACAUUCUGAGUGACGAGAUUCCGAAGCUUGGGAUGGUGGCGGCGGAGAGGGCAAUCAAGGAGUGGGGCCAAGAGAUGUCCAAGAUAACCCACCUCGUAUUCUGCACAACCACCGGCGUGGGCAUGCCUAGCGCCGACUACCAGCUGGUCAAGAUGCUCGGACUCAGCCCAUCGGUGCGGCGCGUCAUGUUGUACCUGCAGGGCUGCUUUGCGGGUGGCACGGUGCUCCGCGUGGCCAAGGACAUCGCGGAGAACAACCGUGGCGCACGUGUCCUCAUUGUCUGCUCGGAGAUGAAUGCAAUGUACUUUCGUGGCCCUUCGGAGACCCAUCUCGACUCCAUGAUCGGGCAGGCGCUCUUUGGUGAUGGGGCCGCCGCGGUGAUCAUCGGCGCCGACCCCAUGGUUCCAAUGGAGAGGCCACUCUUCCAGUUGUUGUCAGCGAGCCAGACAAUACUGCCGGACACAGAUGGGUUUAUCGAGGGUCAGCUGUUGGACGGGGGUCUCACCUUACACCUCCAUAGGGACGUGCCAGUGGCCAUCUCCAAGAACAUUGAGAGUGCGUUGGUGGGUGCGUUGACGCCGCUGGGCAUCACUGAUUGGAACUCUAUCUUCUGGGUGGCUCACCCCGGGGGACCGUCAAUCCUAGACAUGGUGGAGGCAGAGGCACAUCUAGACAAGAAGCGGAUGAGAGCCUCCCGGCACAUCCUCUCCGAGUACGGAAACAUGUCCAGCGCAUGCGUCCUCUUCAUCCUCGAUGAGAUUCGUAAGUUCUCCACUCAGCAAGGCAUGGCCACUACCGGCGAGGGCAUGGAGUGGGGUGUCCUGUUCGGGUUCGGUCCUGGCCUAACUGUCGAGACUGUUGUGCUCCACAGCAUUCCUAUCGCAGACACAUGUUAA
Molecule: messenger RNA, 1179 nt
Organism: Lolium rigidum
Lineage: Eukaryota; Viridiplantae; Streptophyta; Magnoliopsida; Poales; Poaceae
Product: chalcone synthase 1-like
Exons: 2
Coding region: 10-1179 (389 amino acids)
Biological process (GO): polyketide biosynthetic process
Molecular function (GO): acyltransferase activity, transferring groups other than amino-acyl groups
Source: RefSeq, a predicted model, not a curated record